ACAGACAGAGUGAAUGCUUUUUUAGUUUUUUUUUAUGGAAAGACGGGGGGGCCACGAAGGAGAGAGGAGAAAUAGAGAGAGAGAGAGAGAGAGUGGACACGGGGAAAGACGUUUCUUAAAUCCCCCCUCUCGGAACCCCAGCGACUCUAACAACUCGAGAUGCGAGCGGUGAUAUUGGUCGAUGACAUGAUGAAGAGCAUGCCUUAACGUCUCGAGUGACAUCUCCGCGGACCCGGUACCGACAGGCUACCACGCGGCACCGGAUGAUGUCCGGCCAUGACCUCGGUCACGCCCCCCUCCUCCGAGGACUCCUCCCCCCAGAAGCUCUGCCACUCCACGACGCAGACCGACGUCACCAAGCCCCUUCUGGGCCCCUCGGGGCCGGGAGCCGAGACCAACAGCACGGGGGCCAACAGUGCAGGGGCCCUCCGCAGGCGGCGGCGCGUGCUCUCCAAGGACGGCCGCAGCAAUGUCCUGAUUGAGCACGUGAGCGGCCGCAGCGCCCUGUACUUGCGCGACCUCUGGACCACCUUCCUGGACAUGCAGUGGCGCUACAAGCUCUUCCUGUUCUCCGCCACCUUCGCCGGCACCUGGUUCCUGUUCGGCCUGCUCUGGUACCUGGUGGCCCUGGUGCACGGCGACCUGCUGGAGUUCGACCCCCUGCCGUCCAACCACACGCCCUGCGUGAUGGAGAUGAGGACUCUGACAGGAGCCUUCCUCUUCUCCCUGGAGUCCCAGACCACCAUCGGCUACGGCUUCCGCUGCAUCACAGAGGAGUGUCCCCACGCCAUCAUCCUCCUCAUCGUCCAGCUGGUCAUCACCAUGGUGAUGGAGAUCUUCAUCACCGGCACCUUCCUCGCAAAGGUGGCCAGGCCGAAGAAGAGGGGUGAGACGGUGAAGUUCAGUCAGUACGCGCUGGUGUCCAACUACCAGGGCCGGCCCUGCCUCAUGAUCAGAGUGGCCAACAUGCGCAAGAGCUUGCUGCUGGGCUGCCAGGUGACGGGGAAGCUGCUCCAGACGUCGCUGACCAAGGAGGGCGAGACGGUGCGUCUGGACCAGCAGAACGUCCCCUUCCAGGUGGACACGUCCAGCGACAGCCCCUUCCUCAUCAUCCCUCUCACCUUCUACCACGUCAUCGACCACACCAGCCCCCUGCGCCCCUGGGCCAGCAAAGGGGUGAGCUGGUCAGGGCCGGAGCUGGCCGACUUUGAGCUGCUGGUUAUCCUGAGCGCCACGGUGGAGCCCACCUCCGCCACCUGCCAGGUGCGCACCUCCUACCUGCCCGAGGAGAUCAUGUGGGGCUACGAGUUCCCGCCGGUUGUCUCCCUGUCGCCCUCCGGGAAAUACGUGGCCGACUUCGCCAUAUUCGACAAGGUGGCCAAGGCUUCGUCGCCGCCCCUUUUCCAGCGGGACACCCGUUGCCCCAGCGACAAGGGGGGAGGGGAGGAGCCCCCCGAGAAGGUGCGCCUGGAGGAGGACUACAAGGGGGAGGAGAAGGGGAGGGGGAAGGAAAAGGGGGAGAGGGGGCGGGGGGGGAGGAACAGCAGCCCCCACAGUGUGCGCAUCAGCAAUGUGUAGAGAGAGAGAGAGAGAGAGAGAGAGAGAGAGAGAGAGAGAGAGAGAGAGAGCAAACGAGACCGAGAGAGAGAGAGAGAGAGAGAGCGAGAGAGCGAAAGUAAACAAGAGCAAGCAAGAGGGAGCGAGAGAGCGAGCAUGCAAGAGAAAGAGAGAGAGCGAGCGAGCUAAAGAAAGAGAGAGAGCGAGCGUGCUAGAGAGAGCGAGAGAGGAAACUAAAAAGGGAGUUAUACUUUAACUAAAGUAUCACACAAACACACAAGCAUACAAACACACACACCUAUGUACUGAGUCUUCGGUACAAGCUAUACCGGCCUUUCACACGUAGUCCUAUUACAUUACAUUGUCCUAACGUAACAAUUAACAUCUGUCUUAUUGUAAGGAGCUUGGUUAUAGUCACUGCAUCCAGGUUUUACUUGGAUCUAAAAAUACCCGAUCACAUCACUGUUCUGUUUAUAUAUAUACACAUAUAUACAAUACAUAUAUCAAUAAUUAGAUAUACAUAAAUAGAUAUAUAUAUUUUUGAGUUUAGUCAAUAUAUUGUUGGACCAAACCUGUAAAUGGUUGAGACACUGGAGAUAUUUCUUGGUACUUUAAGGAAGACUAGGCUCACUAAAGAGCUUCAACGAAUGUAGCUCAGCGGACAUGCUCAUAGUCUGUUUCUAACUACGGCCAAAUAUAUGAAGCCUCUCUCACGUUUUUUAUGUACUGAAACAGGUGCAGUAACACGAUAAUACUACUAAAAGUACCGCUACUUGAGAAAUGUGACUACUCCCCAGGACGGUAACGACACUAAAUACUAAUACUUUUUUGCACUGUGUCUGAUUAUGUGUGUAUAAUGGUGUGUUCCCGAAAUCCUCGGAUGCCAGCCCUCGAGUUGCGCUUUUGACCUCACUUCCGUGAGGUUGUUUAUUGUUGGCUACAUUAGCCUCUUCAGCAAACCAGCGCGAAAACAAACAACAUAACUUUACAUUGUAUUACACGCACAGCAAAACCAUGCAAUGUAUAAAUUGGUGACCGGAAUAAAGUAGCAAUGUAAUCAAGUGUGUAAGAGCAUUUAAUAUCGACAUUAAAAUGACCAACGUGGUACAUGGGGUGUGCCUUCGAGAAAUGCCGCAAGAAAGCUGGGACUUCGACUUUCGACUCGGAGGUCUGGCGUCCGAGGAUUGAGGAACACAUCAUAAAAAAUUGCGUGGAUGUAUGUGUAUGCUAGCUGCGUUUGUUUGCGUGUCUGCGUUUGUGAGUGUGUUGUUUGUGUGUCUGUCUGAUUGUGUUUCUGUCUGAGUGUGUGUGUGAGUUUGAAAGUGUCUGUGGUUUCACAAUGUCCAUAUGAACAUUCUGUGAAAUGUUCUCCUUCAGCCUUCAUGUGUGUGUGUUUUAACAUAUGCAUGUCCUGUGUAUAUCAUGUAUAAACAUAUUGUUGUUUGCUCAUGUGCUUGGAAACAACGUUGCUCUUUCCCAGAGGGCAACAUUAACAGUUGUUCAAAGCACAACGGCAGCUGUUCCCUUUACUCUUUUUACUACUGUCAGACAGAGGUACCCACAGACUGUUGAACACGUGGUGAACCAACUGCUGCAUUUAUGAGUGACGUCACACGCAGUAUGGAAUCACAACAUGUGUAAAUCAAUUUUUAAGGUUUGAAUUUUUAAGUGAGCUCCACUUUUCAGUUUUGAUAUUCCCGACGGAGCCGAGUCUCUGUCUGAUGCGUGACGGGAGACAUGUUGUUCGAAGUUACAUAUGACUUGUCAUUAAUAGCAGAAGUCCACUUUUCUAAUUGCCAAGUGCCUUUUAAUAAACAUCCAUAAUUUACCAAUA
This is a messenger RNA of Gadus morhua (Atlantic cod), 3391 nucleotides long. It is a transcript of the gene kcnj10a, whose product is annotated as potassium inwardly rectifying channel subfamily J member 10a. The record is from RefSeq and is a predicted model, not a curated record. Gene Ontology annotation, molecular function: inward rectifier potassium channel activity. The coding region runs from base 277 to 1578 and encodes 433 amino acids. The transcript is spliced from 6 exons. Lineage: Eukaryota; Metazoa; Chordata; Actinopteri; Gadiformes; Gadidae. Gene Ontology annotation, biological process: regulation of monoatomic ion transmembrane transport; potassium ion import across plasma membrane. Gene Ontology annotation, cellular component: plasma membrane.